UCAUCCAUAGGAAUAUUAAUAGAAUCAUCAGGAUUGGUAAGUAUUCUUUUCUUCAUACUUGAAUGUUUUUCUACAGAAGAGAGAAGAAAAUAAAUACAAGAAAUUACUCUCAAAAUGUCUCUGAUUAAAAAAUCGUACAAAAGAAUUUUUAAUUCGUAAAACACGAAUUAAAAGUACGUAGAAAAGGGUUUUUAAUUUUUGGUUUAAUAAGAAUUUAAAAUAUUUACAUACAACUCAUAAAAUGGCGGAUGGACAUGCUGAACCAGGUUGAUCCAAUCAAUGUAUCAAUUUUUUAAAUCUUUAAUUGCUAUAAGAUAUUGACUUUCUUAAAAAUUCAUACAUUUUAGAAUACAUGUGUUCAAAAUAUGUAUUCACUAAAUAUGUAUUCAAAAUACGACGCCAUAUUGAUUUCCGGCGUUAGAUGUCUGAACUGAGUUGCUCGUAAAUAUUUAUAUAGAGAGAACAAGAAUAUGUUUGAAUAAUUCUUUAGGAUCGCGAUUUUAUGACAGAUAUGUGAUAUCGAACUUAUCGCUAACGCAAUGGCAUCUACGAAUGAGUUCGGUCCAGAUUCUGGAGGUAGAGUGAAGGGAGUUACCAUCGUCAAACCUAUAGUUUACGGUAAUGUAGCACGAUAUUUUGGCAAAAAGAGAGAGGAGGAUGGCCACACUCAUCAGUGGACUGUAUAUGUCAAGCCAUAUAACAAUGAGGACAUGUCCACUUAUGUGAAGAAGGUACAUUUCAAGUUACAUGAGAGUUACAAUAAUCCUAAUCGAAUCGUAACGAAGCCACCGUAUGAAUUGACGGAAACCGGCUGGGGAGAAUUUGAGAUAGUCAUUAAGAUCUACUUCCACGAUCCAAAUGAACGUCCUGUUACAAUAUAUCACAUAUUAAAAUUGUUUCAAUCGACACCUGAGAUACAGUUGGGGAAGAAGAGUCUGGUGUCCGAAUUUUAUGAGGAAAUAGUCUUUCAAGAUCCAACAGCAUUGAUGCAGCAUCUGCUAAGUUCCAGCAGACCUAUGACUCUUGGUGUUUGGCGGCAUAAUACAGAUUUUGAAGCAAUGAAGGACUCUACGAUGAAAGCCAUUAUGGAGGCACGCAAUAAAAUAAGACUCGAAGUGAUUGAUUUGAAAGAAAAAUUGACUUUAGCAAAAGAGACUAUUGCAAAAUUUAAGGAAGAAAUUGCAAAGAUUUCUAAAGCUGGUGGGAGUUUAUCUGUUGCAUAGUUUUCAUUUUGGAAUGGAAAUAUUGAAUAAAUCAUACAUUGAUAUAGAUUAUUCCAAGACAAAAUUGUUUUAUGUAUUUGUAUAAAGUGUAUAUAACUUCAUAAUUAUGACUUGUAUUCUAACUUAACCUUAAGUAAGUAAUAAAAUCUUUUUAUAUUAUAA
This is a messenger RNA of Pogonomyrmex barbatus (red harvester ant), 1385 nucleotides long. RefSeq names its product YEATS domain-containing protein 4 Gas41 (gene Gas41). Gene Ontology annotation, biological process: regulation of DNA-templated transcription. NCBI's taxonomy places the organism in Eukaryota, Metazoa, Arthropoda, Insecta, Hymenoptera, Formicidae. The record is from RefSeq and is a predicted model, not a curated record.